AUGACUUCUGAAGGCGCUGCACGACCGCGAGUCCUGAAGCAUGUUAUCAAUACGCGAUCGCGAGAAUGGCUUCUCCUCCGACGGCCGUCGUGCUGGCGCUGCUGCUGCACGCGGCGUGCCUCUCAUCGCCGCAUCGUCUCGUCGCGGGGCACGUUUGGCCUCUCAGUGAAGCAACCACCCGCCGCGAGAUGGCCAAGGCGUCUGGCCAUAGUCAACGGCGCGUGCUUGGAUGCCAUGAGCUGGAAGUCGGUGGGCACGAGCGUGGUGCUCUACAACGCCCCCUCCUUCGCCAACUCGCCCGCCACGCUCGCACCGGCCGUGCUGCGCGCCCCGGCACCCAACUCGUCGGCGUGCAGGGUGGUGCCGAAGGGGUUCAACGGCACGGUGGGGUCGCUGCGCAUCAUGUGGAACGUGAAUGACGGCGCGAGUGACCACCUGGUGUGUGGCAAGCUCGUGUUCUGGGACAAGAAUGACUGCUCUGGUUCUUCAUUUGUGUACGAGAUUCCUGGCAAGUGGACAGCCGCCAAGGCCGACAACUUCAAAUACGCCACCACCAGCGUCAAGAAGGCAGCGGGCGUGGUGGCGACAGGCAGGUCGUUCUCAUGCCUGGCGGCCGUGAAGCCGCCCGUCACGGACCUCUGUGCCACGGCGGCAUGCCCGCCCAACUCCAAGUGCGUCCUCACGAACAGCUCCUUCGCGCAGUGCACAUGCGAUCCUGGACUGACCUUGGUUCCCGAGGGCUACUGCGUCGAUUCGUGCUCCGUCAAGCAAUGUGGCAUCGGUGGCACUUGCGUUCUUCUAUCGAACGGCGAGCCGUAUUGUUCUUGCAAAGAUGGCUACGAGCGGGAGUUUGUAACUGGCUCAUGCAUUGGAGAGGGUCAAUGCAAAGACUGCCUUCAGGGUACCUUUGGCAACAACUCUUUGCCGUACGCUUACUGCCCACCGGACUUCAACAUGCGCUCUGGUGCUUGCCUGCCAGGAGUCGUGCCUGACGUGGCAGACAUCGCCAUCAGCAUCUACAGCGCCACCAGCUUCGGCACACAGAGUGGUCCGCCUUACGUCUUCCGCCUGAAGCCCAACAAGUGUGUCACCAUCCCUGUGGCCGUGGUUGCCAGCAGCAACCCUUCUGCACUGGCAUCUCACUCAGCUCCGCCGUACCCAUCAACAACGACCUUGUUGCAACGCCCAUUCCGUGAGUCUAUCUCUCUCCCUCUCUCUCUCCCCCCCUCCUCCCUCUCCUCCCUCUCCUCCCUCUCCUCCCUCUCCUCCCUCUCCUCCCUCUCCUCCCUCUCUUCCCUCUCCUCCCUCUCUUCCCUCUCCUCCCUCUCCUCCCCCUCCUCCCUCUCCUCAAUAUCCUCCCUCUCUCCCUCUCUCCCUCUCUCCCUCUCUCCCUCUCUCCCUCUCUCCCUCCUGGCUGAUCUUUUCCAUUAG
Molecule: messenger RNA, 1431 nt
Organism: Closterium sp. Yama58-4
Lineage: Eukaryota; Viridiplantae; Streptophyta; Zygnematophyceae; Desmidiales; Closteriaceae
Source: the annotation of a GenBank genome assembly